Molecule: messenger RNA, 1866 nt
Organism: Heterostelium album PN500
Lineage: Eukaryota; Evosea; Eumycetozoa; Acytosteliales; Acytosteliaceae
Gene: redC
Product: NADPH-dependent diflavin oxidoreductase 1
Exons: 4
Coding region: 1-1866 (621 amino acids)
Cellular component (GO): cytosol
Molecular function (GO): FMN binding; NADPH-hemoprotein reductase activity; flavin adenine dinucleotide binding
Source: RefSeq, a predicted model, not a curated record
AUGACUAAUAGUAAUAAGUUAAAGAUAAUCUAUGCAACUCAAAGUGGAAGUGCACAAGAGGUAGCAGAGAGAUUGUCAAGAGAGAUUUACAAUCAAAUUGGUCUGGCCAACUCGGUUGUUGAUAUCGAAAAUUAUGAUUUCAAGAGUUUGUUGCCCAAUGAGAAAUCGGUAGUGUUUGUUGUGUCUACACAGGGUCAUGGUGAUGUACCUGAUACGAUGAAGACGUUCUGGAGUUUCUUGUUAAUAAGAAGUUUGCCUUCGAACGCACUCGCUGGCUUGAAGUUUGCAGUACUCGGACUUGGUGAUUCAUCGUACACCACCUUCAAUUUCGCAUCAAAGAAACUCAACCAAAGACUAUUGUCACUGGGUGCACACCAACUUGUUCGCAGAGGUGAUGCCGAUGACCAACACGAUCUCGGUAUCGACUACGAAGUCGAAAAAUGGACAAAAGAAAUCAUCGAUCAACUAACAACAAUCUAUCCAAUAGAUCCAUCAUUUACACCAAUAGAUAGAUUGAAAUUACAACCAUCUAAAUAUAUUAUUAAAUAUAAUGAUGAUGGUGGUGAUAUUACAACAACAAAUAACAAUCAACAACAACAACAACAACAAUAUAAAUCAACAAUAUUAAUAAAGAAUAAAAGAAUAACUAAUAAUGAGUGGACACAAGAUGUUAGACAUUUAGAAAUUGAUAUACAUAAUACAGAUUUAAAAUAUAAUUCAGGAGAUGUUGCUUAUAUACUACCUAAGAACUCAGCAUCACUUGUUGAUGAACUUAUUAAUUAUUUAGAAUUAGAUCAGGAUCUGUUGAUUUAUGAUAUACAACCAAGAAAUAGCGAUACAACACAAAAACCUUUGAAUAUUAGAUAUCCUGUUAGUGUGCGAGAGUUGUUAACUUGUUAUUUCGAUAUUUCAGGAUCACCGAAACGAUACUUUUUCGAAUUAUUACAGUUCUUUGUUACAGAGGAAAGUCACAAGGAGAGAUUACAAUAUUUCUCUUCAUCUGAAGGUCAAGAUGAUCUAAGAAUAUAUAAUCAAAAAGAAUUAAGAAACUAUAUCGAUGUUAUUAAGGAGUUCAAGUGUGGAGCGAUACCACUCGACUAUCUAUUUGACUUGAUAUCACCAAUUAAAGCAAGACCUUUUUCAAUAUCAUCAUCACCUCUUGUACAUCCCAAUUGUGUUCAUGUUACGGUUGGUCUCGUCAAGUAUACCACUCCACUUAGAAAGCUGACGAGAAUGGGUUUGUGCUCGCGUUGGUUCCAAACCAUGGAGUGUGGUACUGAGAUUCUAAUGUAUAUUAAAGCGAGUGGUGCUAAACCGCCAAGUUCUCUUGCCACUCCUCUGAUUAUGGUUGGUCCAGGUACUGGUUGUGCCAUCUUCAGAUCAUUCAUACAGGAGAGAGAUUUUAAACUAUCACAACUACAAGCAGAGCAACAACAAGCAAAACGACAAUCAAAAAUUGGUGAUUCACUCUUUUAUUUUGGCAAUAGAUAUUCAGAGAUGGAUUAUUUGUAUCAGGAGGAGUUCGAGCAUUACAGAGAUGUAGGUCAUCUUACAAAGCUGUCAGUUUGCUUCUCACGAGAACAACAAGAUAGGAAACACUACGUACAGGAUUUGAUGAAGUUGGAUUCACAAUUGAUUUGGAGACUACUCGAGGAUGGCGCAUGCUUUUAUAUAUCGGGUUCGUCUGGUCGAAUGCCUAAAGAUGUAAGACAACAGUUGCUGACAAUCAUCAAAGAGGGAAUGGUUUCGUCCGGAUUCUACACGUCGAAUGAGAGUGGCGGCGACACCAAAGACUUGGAUCAAUUAGCAAACGAUUAUUUGGUUAAAUUAGAAAAAGAUAAACGUUAUACAACUGAAACAUGGUAG